AUGUACUCUUUCAUUUCUGUGGCUUUUGUAUACUUUCUUUUCUCUCUCUCUCUUGUGUACUCUUUCAUUUCUCCCUCUUUUGCAUUCUUUCUUUUCUCUCUAUUGUCUACAUUUUCUUUUAUUCGUUCAUUAUACUCUCUAUUUUCUCUGCAUUGUCCAUUCUUUCUUUCUUUUCUCCUUUUUGUAUGCUUUCUUUUCAAUAUCUUGUGUAAUUUUCUGUUUUCUUUUCUCUUUUGUACUUUCUUCUUUUCAUUCUCUAAUGAGCUUUCUGUUUCCAUUCUAGUCUGUAAACUUUAUUUCUCUGCCUUGCAUAGCCUUUCUUUUCACUGCCUUGUAUACCGUUCUUUGCCUUGUAACCACUUUCAUUUCUGUUUGCCUUGUAUACCUUUUGUCUCUGCUUUCUACACUCUUUCUUACUCUACCUUCUCAAUCUUUUCUUUACUCUGCAUUGCAAACCCUGUCUUUUCUCUUUGCCUUUUCUACUCUUUCUUUUCUCUUUGCCUUUUCUACCCUUUCUUUCUCUGCCUUGUAAACCCAUUCUUUUCUCUGCUUUGUAUACCCUUUCUUUUCUUUGCCUUGAAUAACGUUCUUUUCUGUUAUGGUCCGGUUCCUUUCAUUGUAUACCCAUUCUUUACCCUCCCUUGUAUACACUUUCUUUUCUCUGCCUUGUAUACAAUUCUUAUCUCUGCCUUGUAUAACAUUCCAUUUUCUGCUUUGUAUAAUUUUCCUUUUUCUGCCUUGUCUAAUAUUUCUCUUCUCUGCCUUGUAAACCCUUUCUUGUCUCUGAUUUGUAUACCCUUCUCUUCUGUGCCUUUUAUACCCUUUCUUUUCUCUACCUUGUAUACCAUUUCUUUGUCUCUGUCCUGUACUCUUCGAAUCCCGUCAUUACGGCCCUCAUGCAAUCCUCCUCACUGA
Molecule: messenger RNA, 915 nt
Organism: Acanthosepion pharaonis
Lineage: Eukaryota; Metazoa; Mollusca; Cephalopoda; Sepiida; Sepiidae
Source: the annotation of a GenBank genome assembly